AUCAGCUUUAAUAUUGUUUCGAUAUUAAAGCAUCAGGGGUGUGGAUGGAGGAUGUAUUUUCCCUGACUGCAGCACAUUCCUCGUGCGCGCGCACCGAGUGUGCGUGGAGAUCUCUGGCGCACGCGCCGCCCACUUUAUAAAUGAUGCGUAAAGGAUCUCCGGUAUCACACACAGCACUCUGAGACUUCAGAGAACUCAGGACCAGAUUCUCAUCUCCGUCUCCACCCAAUCUUUUUCACUCUUUUCUAUUGCAUUUUGAUACGCUUAUUUCUUCGCCGAUGAGGCUUUCGCUUUAUAACAGUGCUCCCGUGAACAAGUGUCGUUCGCGUCAUUCCGUGAAAUCAGGGAAUCUCGAGCACAGAUCGUUAUAGACCUGGUGAUGUGGACGUGCUUCAGUCGUGCUGAUGCUCGGCGAUGUUUAGACGCGAGAUGGGACGCAGGGUUUCCCCGAAACAUCCCCGCUGCUGAGCAGAGAGCGUCACAGACACACAGGAGACUGCACUAAAAUGGUCCAGAACGUGAUUUUGGUGUUUUUCCGCAGGAGACUGAGCCAGAGGCCAGCAGUGGAAGAGCUGGAGAGCCGGAACAUCCUCAAACAGAGGAAUGACCAGACAGAGCAAGAGGAGAGAAGGGAAAUCAAGCAAAGGCUAAACAGAAAGCUGAAUCAGCGGCCCACGGUUGACGAGCUGCGGGACAGAAAAAUUCUGAUCCGUUUCAGUGACUAUGUGGAAGUGGCCAAAGCUCAGGAUUACGACAGAAGAGCAGACAAGCCCUGGACCAGACUAUCUGCUUCUGAUAAGGCAGCGAUACGCAAAGAGCUGAAUGAGUUCAAGAGCAGCGAAAUGGAGGUUCAUGCGUCAAGCAAACACCUGACAAGGUUCCAUCGACCAUAGCAAGGUUUCUUCUGUGAAGAAUAUGCUAACGGUGUCUCUGUGAAGUCCAAGACCUCAGGGGGCUGUCCAUGGCUGCUCCAUGGAGGGCCUGAUAUUUGGGCGCUAGUGAACCUUGGAGGCUAUGUCUCUGGAGCUUCAUCCUGAAGAAGCCAAAACCCUCCAAACUCCACUCAGUCCAGCUGCAAGUCUGUAGAUUACUGAACCUUUAUUGUUUUUCAGAGGACUGUGGUGGGACGGUGGAAGACUGUUUGAAAAAAAAAAAAAAAGACGUGACUUUUUCGGGGUUUUUUUUUUUUUUUAAUGGACUGUUUUAAAUGAUCACCUUUUGAUGCCAGUGGGGGGUGGGUGGGGGUUUAUGGGGGUCAAGCAUGUGAAUUUUUCUAACCUUUUUCCCGCACCAGUGUUGCGUUUCUGGGUUCCUACUAAAACUUGAGUUUCAUAUCAGCUGUAUAGAUGUUAGUAUGAGGAACGGGAAUCAUGUCUUACCUUUGCAAGGACUAUUUAUUGUCUGUACAGUACAAGCUUUGGAUUUGUAACGAA
Molecule: messenger RNA, 1433 nt
Organism: Carassius carassius (crucian carp)
Lineage: Eukaryota; Metazoa; Chordata; Actinopteri; Cypriniformes; Cyprinidae
Product: phosphatase and actin regulator 3-like
Exons: 5
Coding region: 507-893 (128 amino acids)
Biological process (GO): actin cytoskeleton organization
Molecular function (GO): actin binding
Source: RefSeq, a predicted model, not a curated record